GUUGUUUGGAGUCUCACCUUCAAACAUUUGUAUAUUUGUUGGGCAAUAUAUCGAUGAAGUACAGGUUAACGAAUAAUUAUUUACGUUAGUAAAUAAAAUUAAAAAAAUUCAAAUAUGAGUAACUAUUUGAUAAUAAAUAAUUUUAAAAAAUCUAGAUAAAAUUUUUUAAAUUUAGUACUUAUUGAUAAUAAUUUAUAAUAAAACUGAUAAUCCAGCCAUGGAUCUUCUAUACACUGUUAACCGCAAAACAUCAACAAAAUCAUUUUUCAGCAACGACAGUCUUCUGGACGGUAAUUGUUUGUGUACAAUUUCAAGCCGCAAUGUCGCAGCUUUUACAACAACUGUAUUAUUUGAUGAUAUCAAUGGAAAAACGUGGGGCUCUCAUAUCUAUGUCUGUGAUAUCAACAUGCCUACUCAUGCUCACAAAGUUACUUCAUUCCGAUUCAAUCCUAUAACAGCAAUUGAAUGGGAUUUGUCUGGUGAUAAAUUGGUGAUAGCAGAUCGUGGUGGCAAUGUACAAUUAUGGAUGUUUAGAGAUUAUAUAUUAAAUGAUUUAGUUUUAAUUGGGUCUGCCUCAUUUUCUGGCGAACAUAUUCUUGGUGCUGUUUGGUUCCAUAAUGGAAAAAAGACAGCACUGGUGACUGAAAAAAAAGAUAGUAUUCAUUAUAAUGAAAAAUUUAAUAAUGUUCCAUUUGCACCUUCGGUACGUCAGUUUGGGGGUAAAGCUGCAGAAGGUGUUUUGGUAGUAUCAAGUACAGGGAUGGUUGCAGCAGUUAUGAUAACAAAAGACUUACAAAAUCCAGUUUGCAAUGCGACUGAAAGCUUAGGAAAUAUUCGUCAAAGAAUUAAAAAAGUUGAUAUAUGUUAUGGUAAAAAUGGACAUUUUUUAAUAGCCGUAACAAGCGGAACGACAAGUUAUCCAAUAAGAUGUUACCGGGUAUUAGUACGUAAAAAUGAUGAUAAAUGCAGUAUAACAUCACAGGCAUUGCCAAGUUUUUUUUUACAAGACGGUGCAUUAAAAGAUGAUUGUACAAAUAUAACUCAUUUAAAAUUUGUUGUACGUGAAGACGCUGAUUCUCUAGUUGUUGCAUCAAGCGGUGAAACAGAAUCAUUUGUUGAUGUAUGGGAAUUACGUGAAAAAUCACAGCCUGUACACAAAUCAUUUCAACCGAAAAAUUUAGAAUCAUUUAAAACAGUUGUUUGGCAACAUCAGUCCCAGAAUCGUUGUCAAUCACCUGUGAUAGCUAUUGCAACAACAAAAGUGUCUAUUGUAACAACACCACCACCACCAAGUCCUGUAAUAAUAGCACUGGCUGAUUCGACAAUACAUUAUCUAACUCGUGAUUGUUUGAAACAAGUUGCAUUAUCGUCUUUAAAUAUGACAUCAUCAGCCUGUUGGCGUCAAGAUGAUCAACAGCAGCAGCAACAACAACAACAGCAGCCAAGCGCUAAACAUUUAAAGACAUCAGUAACAAUAUCACACAUUGACAUGUCUUGGUUGGGUUUUGUAUUACUUGCGUGUGAUACUCAGGGCAAUUUAUAUGUUUACAGAUUAAUGCCCGAUGGUGGUACGACAAUAACACUGAGUUAUGCAUGUACGAUGUUGGAGUAUUGUCUAGUUACCGGUACAGAUUGGUUGGAUUUAUUAUUUUGUUUACGAUCAUCGAUGAUCGAGACUCUGUGUGAAAGAUUCGAUGCUUCAUUUAAUCGUCAAUCUCAACCCACUCAACAAUAUCACUAUAUAUUAUUUUUAUGCAUCAAAACAUCAUUGUACAGAAUGUUAGUUACCGGACAAAAUAGAGCCGCUGAUUUAUCAUCAUUAUUGAUGAUCCACAGUAUCGCUACUGCAUUCAAAUCAUUAUUGAGGCCUUCCGAUUUAACGUCACUUAAUGAGAAAGGACCAGUUGAAUGUUUGUCAGCUGUCAUAAAUGAAACGACUAUUGAUAUUGAUAAAGUUUUAUGUAUAUUAGAUCCAAAAAAAGAAUUUACUGUUGAGCCUAGUACUCUACAAUCAUUGAGACAAUUGAUACAGUGGGUAGCUGAUUUAACUUUAAAUUUACUUGCAAGACUUCCCGAGCAGCGAAUGCAAAUGAAACCCGGAGGAUAUGAACUUUUGAAAGAUUAUAAAGCUCUAAAUACUGUCAGAGAACUUCUGGUACUGAUAAGAAUUUGGGGAUUACUGAGGCCAUCAUGUUUGCCGGUAUUUUUUCGUAGUGCUGACAAUCUUGAUGUCUUGGGAUUAUUAUUUCGUUUAUUAUCGAAACUUGUACAGUCCAGUGGAGAUACUUCUCAGCGAAUAGACGACGGUCUUAUUGACGAUUGUUGUUUACUGCCAAACCAAAUAAUGAUACCGCAAUUGCAUCAGGCAAAUGGUAUAACAGCGAUAGCAUCGCCUGUAUUAUUUUAUCAAAGUCUUCCAUUGCAACUUGAAUUUAAUACCGAGCCUGAGCACUUGUUGUUUGUACCAGAAUUAAAUCAAAUUGAGGGAUGUAUGCAUAGUGGCCAAAGUGUUGAUAUUAUUCGUCAUAUUUAUUUGGGUAAACAACCGUUAGUCGUUAAACAGUGUACAAGAUGUGGUGGAAAAGCUCAGGUACAAAAUAUGACUCGUACCGCAGCAAUAAGAGCUUGGGAUCUACGUUGGGCACGUUCUUGUCGUUGUGGUGGAAUAUGGAGGAUACAUAAAAUAUCGUCAUAAUAAUUUAUUUAUUGUAAUUAUUAUCAUUAUUAUUUUAUAAAUGAAUAUCAAUUAAAAAUACAUAAAUAUGAAAAAAUUAAAUCGGUUAUCAAGUUGGUAAUUAAAUGGAAACAUACAAAUUUAUGAUGAAUUAACUCAAUAUUGUAAACAAUAAAUGUAUUUUUAAUUUUUGAAA
Microplitis mediator is the source of this 2870-nucleotide messenger RNA. It is a transcript of the gene MED16, whose product is annotated as mediator of RNA polymerase II transcription subunit 16. Gene Ontology annotation, cellular component: mediator complex. NCBI's taxonomy places the organism in Eukaryota, Metazoa, Arthropoda, Insecta, Hymenoptera, Braconidae. The coding region runs from base 218 to 2695 and encodes 825 amino acids. The transcript is spliced from 7 exons. Gene Ontology annotation, molecular function: protein binding. Gene Ontology annotation, biological process: positive regulation of DNA-templated transcription. The record is from RefSeq and is a predicted model, not a curated record.